AUUUUUGAUAAAAGAAACGAAAAUUAUCUUCAAAAAGAUUUAAUUCUGAUGUAAGACGAGCUGUUGAGUACACUUUAGCUUUUUGGAAUGGAGUUGAUUUAAGGUAUAGACAAAUCAAGGAACCAAGGAUUCGUCUUAAUAUUGCUGGCAUAGUAUUAAUUAAGGAUCCAGUAUCAUUUAUAAAUCAUGCAACAAACAAUUAUCCCCAGGGUCAAAUAUUUGGAAAUACUCUGUUAAACGAAUUUAGAUUUUUUUUAGGUCAGGAACAAUUUAUACAACAAAAAAAGAACUAUGACAUAUCCGUGUUGUUAACUGGACGAGAUAUGGUUGGAUAUGGAGAUAAUGGACAAAUUCAAAUGGGUUUAGCAGGUUUAGCUUAUCCCGGAAGAGUGUGCCAAAAUAAUAAUAAUUAUUACUCUUGUGGAGUAUUUGAAGAUAGAAAUGGUUAUGGAGGUAUCAAUGUUGCUGCCCAUGAAUUAGGACACAUCCUUGGUGCAGAUGAUGAGACUGAAAAUUACAAACCUGGUUAUACACCUUAUGAUCCUUAUAAAUGUUAUAAUGAGCAUGGUUAUAUUAUGAGUUACAAUCGUCAAAACAAAAAUAAGAUUUUGUUCUCUCCUUGUUCGAAGAGUGAAAUUAAAGCAACUUUAAGCCAAUAUUCUGCUCAAUGUAUACGAAACAAUCCUGCUGACUAUGAAAAUAACAAACCCCUACCAAGAAUAUUACCCGGUCAACUAAUGUCUUUAGAUCAACAAUGCAGAAAUCUUGGUUAUGCUCAAUGUUACCAGGAGAGUACAACAUGUUUAGAUCUACAUUGUUUACGAACUGAUCAAUUAAUUUAUCCAUUACAAAAUCCUCCGGCAGAAGGAAGUCCUUGUGGUCAUGGAAAGUACUGUUUAUCUGGUAAAUGUGUGAAUAUUUAUAAACGUCCUGUUGUGCCGAAGACUCCGAAUAAUCCAAUCACUACAGGAAGACCAGAAUCAAACCCACCAGUCGAUGUACAGUCUCCUACGGCUACAACUGCACCACCGACACAAAACAUUCCAGUCGUUAUAAAUUAUCCAGUGCAAGUUGUACAAGGACCCAGAACAUGGGAUUGCACGCAAUAUGGGUGUGUUGAAAGAGUUCAGAAGGUUCAUACCGUCUAUCACUAUCCAUAUCUAAAUUAUCAGCUCCUUUACAGUGGAAAAUAAUAAUAUUUAUAAAUUUGACAAUAAGUGCGUAAUAUAGCAAUUAAAAUGUAAUUAACGAGGUAUAAGUGAAUUAUAUUAUAGACAAUACCAAAUAUUAAUAAGACGAAAUAUUUUUAGUAUAUCUUCGCGCACACGAUACAACAAACUUUUGACUUAUUGUGAACUUCAGCGUUUAAGUAUAAUGGUGAUUUAUAAAUUAAAAUAAUUGAAAAACAUUAUGUGGAGUGAUUUUAAUUGAAAUUUAGAAAUUAAAGAA
This is a messenger RNA of Leptopilina heterotoma, 1449 nucleotides long. Its product is annotated as A disintegrin and metalloproteinase with thrombospondin motifs 1-like. Lineage: Eukaryota; Metazoa; Arthropoda; Insecta; Hymenoptera; Figitidae. The transcript has 9 exons. The coding region runs from base 324 to 1193 and encodes 289 amino acids. Gene Ontology annotation, biological process: proteolysis. Gene Ontology annotation, molecular function: metalloendopeptidase activity. The record is from RefSeq and is a predicted model, not a curated record.